AUGGCAGUAUCUCUUGGCCCUUUAUCUGAUCUGAGGGUAGAACUUACACUCACGCAAAUCAACCAGGAGCUUCAGUUGUAGCUGGCAGAGAAGAAGCAGGACUUCCAAGACCUCCCAGAGAAAUUCCUUGUAUCCCAAGCUACUGCCUACUCCCUGGCCAACCAGCUGCAGAAAUACAAGUAUGAAGCAUUUAAGGACAUCAUUGAAUCUGUGCUGGGGGAGAAGCUGCUGUUUGAGGUGCUGAGGCUAGCAGAGAAGCUGGCAGAGAAGCCCACGCAAGCUGAGAAGACAUGUGAUAUCCUAACUCGAAGUCAGGCACGAGAGCUGACCCAGUUACAGCGGACAUUACGGGAAGUGAAAGAUGACUCUGUCCUACUCCAGCAGCACCUCAAGGACCUCCUCACCCACAACGACCUUGACAACCACCAGGGGCAGGUCUUCUAAGAGCGGCUGACUGAGGGACACAGGCUGGCAGAGCACCUUGCCCACAAGCUCAGCCCACCUAAGGGGGCCACAAAAUUCGUGAAGAUGAGGAAGAUGAACAAGCACAAGAGAUACUCACAUCUAGGUAACAGUGAACUAGCAGGAGCUGGUAAUGGCGUGGAACUGCAGGAGGUUGAAAAGAAGGAAGUGCCUCAGGAAUCCCAGGAUGAAUGUGUUUUGACUCCUUCAAUUCUCCAAGGAAGUUCUGACUGCAACCAGCCUUACAGUGAUGGCAAGUUUGCAUUUGAUGAAUCAGAAGUGGGCCCUGCUCCAGAUGGAGCCUGUGGUUGCUCCCAUGCUGAAGAGGAUGAAAUUCCAACUGAUCUCCCAAACAAUCAAAAUUAUCAUAAGCAAGUGGAUGGACAAGAGCCAGUGUCCCCCAGCGUGAACCUACAGGAUGUUGGAAAGAAGGAAGUGCUCCAGGAAUCCCAAGAUGAAUGUGUUUUGGCUCCUUCAACUCCCCAGGAAGGUUCUAACUGCUACCAGCCUUACAGUGAUGAAAAAUUUGCAUUUGAUGAGGAGAAAGUGGGGUCUGCUCUGGAUGGAGCCUGUGGUUGCUCCCAUGCUAAAGAGGAUGAAAUUUCAACUGGUCUCCCAGAAAACCAAACUGAUCACAAUGACCUUCAAGGACCAGUGGCUAUUGCCACAAGGCUCAGCAGGGAGCUGCCACAGAUGGUAGAGAAUGGUGUCCCACGGGACUCACUGGAUGAAUACUGUUUGAUUUACUCAAUUCUUCCUGGUCUGUCAGACUCCUUCUGGCCUUAUACAAGUGCUGCCUUCUUCUCAUUUGAGGAAGUGGAUGUCUCUUAUGCUUGGGAUGACUCCGUGUUCAUGAAUAUUUGCUGUUUAAUCAUCAGUCCUCCCGACCCCACAAAGCUCAGUCUGGAGCUGCUGGCGUUAGAAGAGAAUGAAGUCCAGCAGGACUCACUGGAGGAAAGUGAUUUGACUGGUUCUAUUGGCCAUCGUCUGUCAGACUCCUGUACGCCUUACACAAGUGCCUCAUUCCAAUCGGAUAAAAGGGAGGUCUCCACAGUUCUAGACGUAAAUGGUGACACCUGGGAGGACUGUCACCAAAGGCCUUUGAGUUUCCAAGGCCCAGGGGUACAAACUUCACAAGCACAGCUGCAGAAAAGCACCCACAUGACCAAUUAUCUGCAACUGCAGCUGGACCAGCAUUUCAAUUGUGGGCACAGCAAAGCCACACUCGGUCUUUCCUCCACCAUUUGGGGCUUUACUGCCAACACCAAUUCUGGAAGCCAAGGACCACUCUUCCUAGAGCUGGGUUUGGAUGCUUCCAUUGGAAUGAAGAACCCUCCCAAGCUGGAGGGUGAGGUCUUAGCUGCCAGCAAGCAUGAGUGUCUGGUCUGUAGCAAGAUUAAUGCCUUAAGUGUCCUGAAACAGAAGAUUAUCACAAGAAAACUGCCGUUCAGCAAGUGGAGACUAGCGUGCCAAUUCCCUGGCCUUCAAGCUUAG
Molecule: messenger RNA, 1956 nt
Organism: Lagenorhynchus albirostris (white-beaked dolphin)
Lineage: Eukaryota; Metazoa; Chordata; Mammalia; Artiodactyla; Delphinidae
Product: neuroblastoma breakpoint family member 4-like
Exons: 12
Source: RefSeq, a predicted model, not a curated record